AAUACUAUGAGUUUAGAUAUGAAAUAUUCAGUCGAGAGUUUUUGGAAAUAUAUUUAUGUAGUGCUACUUUUUUUCUCAUUAUGCUCAGCAUCUGUCAUACCUAUAAUAUAUGCAUACUCUCCUAAAUGUAGACAUCAUCCAGCUUAAAUUGUCUUAAUCUUAUGUAAAUUAUUUUUAUAUUUUAGGUAUUUUAGAGAUGAUUACUUGCUAUCAAAUAUUUUUAAAGAGUGUUGAAUUUGAAGAACUUAUAAAAUUUCUGGAUGACAUUAUUAGUUAUAAUUAAUUAAGGAGAUACUAUUCUUUUGGCUAAGAAAUAAUUUCAGAUAAAACCUUAUCCUAAAUAAAUUAAUCACUUAUUUUUUUUGGAUUGUUAGCUCAAUUAAAUUAUUAUGCAAUUUUAACAUUAGAUUUUAUACUAACAUUAACUAAACCAUUCUUGAAUACAAAAAUGAAGCAAAUUUCAUAUAAUUUUGUGGCAUGUUUAACCACAAUAACAAUGUAUUAUUUUGAGAAAGAUAAAUUUGAAGAUUUUAAUUGUGAAACAAUAGGAACAAAUCCAACAAAUUAGGUAUUUAAAAUUCAGUUAAUUGUUAUUACUUUAUUAUUGGUUAUCUCUGGUUAUGUUGGAAUUAAGGAUCAAUCUAAAAUGAAGAAAAUUAAUGUUAUCGUUAGAAAAAAUAGAAAGAAAUUUUUUCUUAAUCAUUUAGUAAAUUAUUUUGAAAUUAUAAUAUAGUGUUUAAUAUCUGCUCUGCUUAUGAUGUGGAGUUUUCCAAUCUUUAUGAAAGGCAAUUAAUUAUUAAAAAGAUUAUAUUUUGCUAUGAUGCUUUUUCAUCGUACAUAUUAGAUUAUUAAUAGUUAGCAACAAUUUUUUUAUGGAUUCGAUUUCGAGAACCUUAUUUCAGAAGUAGAGCUUUAUUAUUAUUUUCUACAAUAAUUUGUAAAAAAAAAUGGAAAGAAAACAAGGAGUAUAACUUUCUGUUAUUUUUUUUAGUAAAAAUGUUGAUGAUGAUUCUUUAAUAGAAUAAUGUUAGUUACCACUCAACAAGUUAGUAUAAGAAUAAACUAACCAAGAGACAGUAUCCAACAUUUUAAGUUCAAUCCUUAAAAUUACAAGCUAUGAUGAAAAAAUUACUGAUCUACACAAAUAAUGUCAAUAAUAGAAGAAGUUUAGAUUUUCAUCAAAUUAAACUGAAUCUUAAACAGACUUAGAAUCUCCAUUAUUUUAGACAAUAAAUUAUUCAUAAGAAUUAACAUUGACAUUUUAAAUUUAAGAGUAUGCCCCUGCAGUAUUUUAAGAUAUUAGGGAAAAAAACGGGAUUUAUUAUUAAAUAUUUUAAAAUUCUUUAAGAUUAGAUUACAACUAAAAUCAAAUCAAAAAAACUUAAGAAUCUCUUGGAAAAAGUGGGUCAUUCUUCUUUUAUACUUAUGAUAACAUAUUUGUGUUGAAGACCAUCAAUUCAUCAGAGCUUAAGUUUAUUUAAGAUUGUAUUUUUUAAAUUUAAAUUUAAUAGUUUUGGAAGAUUAUUACAAUUAUAUUAUCAAAGAUUAAACAUUUUUGGCAAAAUACUAUGGAUUGUAUACUAUAAGUAUAGAAGGAUUUUCUUCGAUUCAUUUAUUACUCAUGGAGAAUAUUUUUUUAAGUCUACCUAAGGAAAGGAUAGUUUAUGAUUUGAAAGGAAGUCUUGUUAAUAGAAAAUCAAAUAUUAAAAAAUGCUAAGUAGUUGAACUUUCCAGUUCUUAUAAUUAAUAUCUUCCUUAAUAAGGAAUUUUAAAAGAUUAAAAUUUCCUCAAAUCUACAGAUAUUUUUAUUUAGUUGAAAUAGUAAGCAAGAGAUAAUUUAUUCAAUAUUUUAAAAGAGGAUACUGAUUUCCUACUUAGAAAUAAUAUUAUGGAUUAUUCCUUACUUAUUGCUGUAUGUAAUAAUUAAUAAGUAAAUGGAAAACGUAUUUAUUGUAAUAGUAGCAAGUCUUUUUGUUUUGGUCUUAUUGAUUACACCUAAGAGUUCACUCUCAAAAAGAAAUUGGAGUAUUUUUACAAAUUUCAUGUUAAAAGAAAGGGUCAAAAAAUCUCAUGUGUUGAUCCUUAAUUAUACAGUUAAAGAUUUAUUUCAUUCAUUAAUAGUAUAAUUGCUAUCAAUGAUUGGUCCUGA
This is a messenger RNA of Paramecium sonneborni, 2149 nucleotides long. The record is from the annotation of a GenBank genome assembly. NCBI's taxonomy places the organism in Eukaryota, Ciliophora, Oligohymenophorea, Peniculida, Parameciidae.